This is a messenger RNA of Anisakis simplex (herring worm), 411 nucleotides long. Lineage: Eukaryota; Metazoa; Nematoda; Chromadorea; Rhabditida; Anisakidae. The record is from the annotation of a GenBank genome assembly.
AUGUUAUCCGUUCUAUUCAUGAGCCAAAAUAUUUCGAGUCGAUUUCAACUGCAGUUCCCAUCGCUGGACAAUUGCUACUGUAAAUAUUCGUAUGUGUAUGGGAAUGACUGGGAGCAAGUGAGUGGUAUGAGCGAAGGUUUGAGUGCGAGGUGUACGAGGACGUCGUGUCGAGACUCAAUCGUGAUCGGUCUUCCUAUUGAGGCUACAUUCACGUCGACAAAUCCAUUCAGAUCUAACAAAUCUCAAUUGAUGCUAAAUAUCACAAAUGGUAGAUGUGUUCGACGGAUUGCGAUGUUCGUGCCGGAGUCUAGUACACCGCUGCAGAAAUUCAUCGGUUGGAUCACCGGGAAACGAGCUGAAUUCAUCGAUCCACGAAUUGUGGCUUCGUCAGAUGGACGACACGGUAAGUGA